Sipha flava (yellow sugarcane aphid) is the source of this 1014-nucleotide messenger RNA. Its product is annotated as zinc finger MYM-type protein 1-like. Lineage: Eukaryota; Metazoa; Arthropoda; Insecta; Hemiptera; Aphididae. The record is from RefSeq and is a predicted model, not a curated record. Bases 1 to 1014 code for a protein of 337 amino acids. The transcript has a single exon.
AUGGCAUUAAAAUCAUGGACUAAAGAUGUAUUUUCAACUUGGAUUAAUGGUCUUGCUCGUAUUAUAAACUAUGAAGUUUCAACUUAUCAUAUAACUUCCACAAUUAAAGUUAAAACAAGAACAAAAUGUUUACCGUUGUUGCCUAGUAUGGAACAUAAACAUAAAUAUCAAAUAUCUAUUAACAGACAAAUAGUUUUUGAACUCAUUGCAAUUGUUAUUUUUCUAGCUCAACAUAAUUUAGGAUUUCGGGGUCAUAAUGAAAAAUGGUCUAAUGCGUUAUUAAAAGGAAAUUUUAAAGAUUUGGUUCUAUUAAUGACAAAGCAUUCUGGUUCUCUUGCUGAAAAUAUUACAAAAUUACAAUCUAAAGGAAAAAAGGAAUUGUCAUUUAUUAGCUGGGAAAGACUAUACCAGUUAAUUGACUCCAUUGCUCAAGAUAUUGCAUCACAAAUUCAGACAAAUGUAAAACAAUCAAAAUUUUUUAGUAUUGUAUUCGAUUCUACAUUUGACACGUCACGAAAAGAACAAGUAUCAUUUAUUAUCCGAUAUGUUUGUCCUAAUACUGGUUCUAUUUUUGAAAGGUUAUUAGCUAUACGAGAAUCUCCUAAUACUUGUGGAAGUUAUCUCUUCAGUUUGUUUAUAAAUGUAAUGAAAAACCAUAACCAUUGGAUCAAUGAUUUAGUUGGACAAUCAUAUGAUGGUGCGUCAAAUAUGCGAUGUAUGUACAACGGUCUGCAAGAUUUAGUUAAAGCAAAAAAUAAACGUGCAACAUUUGUGUGGUGUCACGCUCACAGGUUAAAUCUCGUUGUAAAAGAAUUAGUUUUAUCGAGUGUAGAUUCAAUAAAUAUAUUUGGGAACCUGGAGACAUUAUAUUCGUUUAUAUGGUGUGCUAAAAAAAGAGUUGCUCUUUAUAGACAAUUUCAAGAAAAUCAUUACAAUAAUUCAAAAAAGCAUCAACUCAUGGCUUUAAAACGUAUGUAUCUACUACUAGGUGGUCUUCUCAUUCAACAUCAUUAG